AUGUCUACUACCACCAGCAAUGUCCACUACCAGCAAUGUCCACCACCAGCAAUGUCUACCACCACCAGCAAUGUCUACUACCACCAGCAAUGUCCACUACCAGCAAUGUCCACCACCAGUAAUGUCUACCACCAGCAAUGUCUACUACCACCAGCAAUGUCUACUACCACCAGCAAUGUCCACCACCAGCAAUGUCCACUACCAGCAAUGUCCACCACCAGCAAUGUCCACUACCAGCAAUGUCUACCACCACCAGCAAUGCCACUACCAGCAAUGUCCACCACCACAAUGUCCACUACCAGCAAUGUCCACUACCAGCAAUGUCUACCACCACCAGAAAUGCCACUACCAGCAAUGUCCACUACCAGCAAUGUCUACUACCAGCAAUGUCCACCACCAGUAAUGUCUACUACCACCAGCAAUGUCCACUACCAGUAA
Messenger RNA from Pecten maximus, 438 nucleotides. RefSeq names its product formin-like protein 14. The transcript is spliced from 2 exons. Bases 1 to 438 code for a protein of 145 amino acids. The record is from RefSeq and is a predicted model, not a curated record. NCBI's taxonomy places the organism in Eukaryota, Metazoa, Mollusca, Bivalvia, Pectinida, Pectinidae.